Pediculus humanus corporis (human body louse) is the source of this 294-nucleotide messenger RNA. RefSeq lists its product as uncharacterized. The transcript is spliced from 2 exons. NCBI's taxonomy places the organism in Eukaryota, Metazoa, Arthropoda, Insecta, Psocodea, Pediculidae. Bases 1 to 294 code for a protein of 97 amino acids. Gene Ontology annotation, molecular function: protein binding. The record is from RefSeq and is a predicted model, not a curated record.
AUGUGUAAAAAUGCUCAAAUAUACAACGAAGAAGCUUCUCUCAUACACGAAGAUUCGAUCGUACUUCAAUCCGUGUUUACGAACGCGAGACAAAGAUUGGAACAGGAUGCGGAAACGGAUGAGGAUAAAGACGGUGGAGACGAGGAUGGAAAUUCCGAAUCGGAAUCCGUUAGAAUGAAAAUAAAAAUAAAAAGUGGAAAAGGAGGAAGAGGAGGUGAGGGAAUAGGAAGCACGAGAAGGAGGAAAAUUCAACCAAAGUACACGAAUAGCGAUGACGAAGACGAAGAUGAUUGA